Messenger RNA from Zonotrichia leucophrys gambelii, 2597 nucleotides. RefSeq names its product leucine rich repeat containing 4B (gene LRRC4B). Gene Ontology annotation, cellular component: postsynaptic density membrane; glutamatergic synapse; plasma membrane. The transcript is spliced from 2 exons. Gene Ontology annotation, molecular function: signaling receptor binding. Gene Ontology annotation, biological process: regulation of postsynaptic density assembly; positive regulation of synapse assembly; regulation of presynapse assembly. Lineage: Eukaryota; Metazoa; Chordata; Aves; Passeriformes; Passerellidae. The record is from RefSeq and is a predicted model, not a curated record. The annotation marks the transcript as partial.
UCCCAAUUACCAACCCAACUAAUUGCCUCCCCUCCGCAGGUGAUCCGCACCGACACCUUCAAGCACCUUCGCCACCUGGAGAUCCUCCAGCUCAGCCGCAACCUGGUGCGCAAGGUGGAGGUGGGCGCCUUCAAUGGGCUGCCCAACCUCAACACGCUGGAGCUCUUCGACAACCGCCUGACCACGGUGCCCACGCAGGCCUUCGAGUACCUGUCCAAGCUCCGCGAGCUCUGGCUGAGGAACAACCCCAUCGAGAGCAUCCCCAGCUACGCCUUCAACCGCGUGCCCUCGCUGCGCCGCCUCGACCUGGGCGAGCUCAAGCGCCUCGAGUACAUCUCCGAGGCCGCCUUCGAGGGCCUGGUCAACCUGCGCUACCUCAACCUGGGCAUGUGCAACCUCAAGGAGAUCCCCAACCUGACGGCGCUGGUGAGGCUGGAGGAGCUGGAGCUCUCGGGGAACCGCCUGGGCCGGGUGCGGCCGGGCUCCUUCCAAGGCCUGGGCAGCCUGCGCAAGCUGUGGCUGAUGCACGCGCGGGUGGCGGCGGUGGAGCGCAACGCCUUCGACGACCUGAAGGCUCUGGAGGAGCUCAACCUGGCCCACAACGACCUGGCCUCGCUGCCCCACGACCUGUUCGCGCCGCUGCACCGGCUGGAGCGCGUGCACCUGCACCACAACCCCUGGCGCUGCGACUGCGACGUGCUGUGGCUCAGCUGGUGGCUGCGCGAGACCGUGCCCAGCAACACCAGCUGCUGCGCCCGCUGCCACGCCCCGCCCGCGCUGCGCGGCCGCUACCUGGGCGAGCUGGAGCCCGGCCACUUCACCUGCUACGCGCCCGUCAUCGUGGAGCCGCCGGCCGACCUCAACGUCACCGAGGGCAUGGCGGCCGAGCUCAAGUGCCGCACGGGCACGGCCAUGACCUCGGUCAACUGGCUGACGCCCAACGGGACGCUGAUGACGCACGGCUCGUACCGCGUGCGCAUCUCGGUGCUGCACGACGGCACGCUCAACUUCACCAACGUCACCGUGCAGGACACCGGCCAGUACACCUGCAUGGUCACCAACGCCGCCGGCAACACCACGGCCACCGCCACGCUCAACGUCUCGGCCGCCGACGCCGCCGCGGCCGCCGCUGCGGCAGCAGCAGCCACCGGUUACACCUACUUCACCACGGUCACCGUGGAGACCACCGAGGGCGCCGGCGGCGACGACCAAGCCCCCCAAACCCCCGCGGCGCCCACGGCGGCCGGUUGGGACCCGGCCGGCGCCUCCACGGCCGCCCCGGCCACGCGCGCCACCGGCAAACCCUUCACCGUGCCCAUCACGGCGGCGGCGGCCGGCGCGGCGGCGGGCGGAGGUCUCCAAGAUUUGGACGACGUCUUGAAGACCACCAAGAUCAUCAUCGGCUGCUUCGUGGCCAUCACCUUCAUGGCCGCCGUCAUGCUGGUGGCCUUCUACAAGCUCCGCAAGCAGCACCAGCGCCACAAGCACCGCGGCGGCCCCGCGCGCGCCGUCGAGAUCGUCAACGUCGAGGACGAGCUGGCCGGGGGUCCGGCCGGCGGCGGCGGAGGGGGCGGCGGCCCCGGCGGAGGCGGCGCCGGGACGGGGGGGGACAGCCGGUUGGCGCUGCCGGCCUUGGAGAGGGAGCACCUGGACAGGUACGCGGCCUUGGCCGCCCACUACGGUGGCCCGGCGGCGGCGCUGGGCUGCGGGAAGACGCCGCUGCUCAACUCGGUGCACGAGCCGCUGCUCUUCAAGAGCCCCUCCAAGGAGAACGUGCAGGAGACGCAGAUCUGAGAUUUUGGGGGGGACAAAGAAGAGGGGGGGGGUUUGGAAUGGAACCCCCCCAAAAUCAACCCUUUGGACUUUUCUUCCCGCCCCCACCACCAAAAAAAACCCCCCCUGAAAAAAUCCGGCCGAAAAAAGGAAAAAAAAAAAAAUUUUGGGGGGGAGUAAAAGGGAAAAAAUAAAAAGUGGGGGAGACUUUGGGGGGUGGAGGUGGUGAGGAAAUGGGGGGAAAAAAAACCCCCAAAAAUGUGGGGGGAACGUCCUGAAAAAUGUGUGGAAAAACUGGUGGAAAGGAAGGGGGGAAACCCCCCAAAAAUGUGGGGGAAAAGUCCUAAAAAAUGUGUGGAAAAAAAGGAGGGAAAACCCCCAAAAAUGUGGGGGAAAGUCCUAAAAAAUGUGUGGAAAAAAAGGAUGGAAAACCCCAAAAAUGUGGGGGGAAAGCACGAAAAAUUGGGGGGAGACACUGGAAAAAAUGUGGGGGAAUCUCCAAAAAAAAAAAAAAAAUUGGGGGAGAUGCUGAGAUAAAAUGGGGGAGACUCUGAAAAAUGUGAGAAAAAAAAUUGGGGGAGACUCCUUAAAAAAAAAUGGAGAGACUCCUACAAAGUGUGGAGGAAAACCUCCAAAAAAUGGAGAGGAAAUUCCUAAAAAAAUGAGAGGAAACUUAAAAAAAAAAAAGUGGAGGAAAAUUCCCCAAAUAAUGUGGGGGAAACUCCUAAAAAAUGGAGGGGAAAUAAAAAAAAUUGUCGAGGAAACGUCGGGAAAAAAAUGGGGGAAACUCCUAAAAAAUAAUGAGGAGGAUUCUGAAAAAUGUG